Molecule: messenger RNA, 4579 nt
Organism: Ictidomys tridecemlineatus (thirteen-lined ground squirrel)
Lineage: Eukaryota; Metazoa; Chordata; Mammalia; Rodentia; Sciuridae
Source: RefSeq, a predicted model, not a curated record
GUGUCAUCCCCGGUCCCCGGAUGCCCUCUGCGCACACGCUCCCCAUCCCGCAGCUGUCCUGGGCUGGGUUCCGCGGCGCGUCCUCUCCCCUCGGACGCUCGCUGCUCCUGGUCAUGCGGGGACAGUGCCCUGACCUGGGGGCAGGAUCCCUGGCUGGGCUCUUGAUGCCGGUGUGGGCUGGGGUUCCCGGGAUGACCGGCUCGGGGUCUGAGACCCCGGCCCCUGUCCUGCCCGGUGCAUCCAGCGGGUCGGAAGAGCCACGUCUAGUGAGGCCGGGGCCUGGCCAGGGUCCAGGUGGGCAGAGACGCAGCGCUGUUGGUCCUGGGAGAGGGAGCACGGCUUGGGGUUGUGGGUUCUUGGGAGGCAGCGUCCAUGGAGCGAGAGGAAUGCCAGGACCCUGCCCAGGCACACGUGAGCCAGCCUCAGCGCCGCCAGCCGAAGCGCAGAUAGCAGAGGAGUCUUGGGGCUGGGGUGUGGCUUUGUGGUGGAGCACUUGCCUGGCAUGCAUGAGACCUUGGGUUCCAUCCCCAGCACCACAAAAAAACAACAAGUUGAACCAUGAUUCCAGUGACGGAGCUCCGCUACUUUGCGGACACACAACCAGCAUAUCGGAUCCUGAAGCCCUGGUGGGACGUGUUCACUGACUACAUCUCUAUUGUCAUGCUGAUGAUUGCUGUCUUUGGUGGGACGCUACAAGUCACCCAGGACAAGAUGAUCUGCCUGCCUUGUAAGUGGGUCACCAAGGAUUCCUGCAAUGAUUCAUUCCGGGGCUGGACAGCCCCCAGCCCAGAGCCCACCUACCCCAACUCUACAAUCUUGCCAACCCCUGACACGGGCCCCACGGGCAUCAAGUAUGACCUGGACCGCCACCAGUACAACUAUGUGGACGCCGUCUGCUAUGAGAACCGCCUGCACUGGUUCGCCAAGUACUUCCCCUACCUCGUGCUCCUGCACACCCUCAUCUUCCUGGCCUGCAGCAACUUCUGGUUUAAGUUCCCACGCACAAGCUCCAAGCUGGAGCACUUUGUGUCUAUCUUGCUCAAGUGCUUUGAUUCGCCUUGGACUACAAGGGCCCUUUCAGAGACAGUGGUGGAAGAGAGUGACCCCAAGCCUGCCUUCAGCAAGAUGAAUGGUUCCAUGGACAAGAAGUCAUCCACAGUCAGUGAGGACGUGGAGGCCACUGUGCCCAUGCUGCAGCGGACCAAGUCACGGAUAGAGCAGGGCAUUGUGGACCGCUCGGAGACAGGCGUGCUGGACAAGAAGGAGGGGGAGCAGGCCAAGGCGCUGUUUGAGAAGGUGAAGAAGUUUCGGACCCAUGUGGAGGAGGGGGACAUCGUUUACCGCCUCUACAUGCGGCAGACCAUCAUCAAGGUGAUCAAGUUCAUCCUCAUCAUCUGCUAUACUGUCUACUAUGUGCAUAACAUCAAGUUUGACGUGGACUGCACCGUGGACAUUGAGAGCCUCACGGGCUACCGUACCUACCGGUGUGCACAUCCUCUGGCCACACUGUUCAAGAUCCUGGCGUCCUUCUACAUCAGUCUGGUCAUCUUCUACGGCCUCAUCUGCAUGUACACACUGUGGUGGAUGCUGCGCCGCUCCCUUAAGAAGUACUCAUUCGAGUCGAUCCGCGAGGAGAGCAGCUACAGUGACAUCCCAGAUGUUAAGAACGACUUCGCCUUCAUGCUGCACCUCAUCGACCAGUAUGACCCGCUCUACUCGAAGCGCUUCGCUGUCUUCCUUUCAGAGGUUAGUGAGAACAAGCUUCGGCAGCUGAAUCUUAACAACGAGUGGACACUGGACAAGCUGCGCCAGCGGCUCACCAAAAACGCACAAGACAAGCUGGAGCUGCACCUGUUCAUGCUCAGCGGCAUCCCGGACACUGUGUUUGACCUGGUCGAGCUAGAGGUCCUGAAGCUGGAGCUGAUUCCCGACGUGACCAUCCCACCCAGCAUCGCCCAGCUCACGGGCCUCAAGGAGCUGUGGCUAUACCACACAGCAGCCAAGAUCGAGGCCCCUGCCCUGGCCUUCCUGCGUGAGAACCUGCGGGCACUGCACAUCAAGUUCACCGACAUCAAGGAGAUCCCGCUAUGGAUCUACAGCCUGAAGACACUGGAGGAGCUGCACCUGACCGGCAACCUGAGCGCUGAGAACAACCGCUACAUCGUCAUCGAUGGGCUGCGGGAGCUAAAGCGCCUCAAGGUGCUUCGGCUCAAGAGCAACCUGAGCAAGCUGCCACAGGUGGUCACGGACGUAGGUGUGCACCUGCAGAAGCUGUCCAUCAAUAAUGAGGGCACCAAGCUCAUUGUCCUCAACAGCCUCAAGAAGAUGGUGAACCUGACCGAGCUAGAGCUGAUCCGCUGUGACCUGGAGCGUAUCCCCCACUCCAUCUUUAGCCUCCACAACCUGCAGGAGAUUGACCUCAAGGACAACAACCUGAAGACCAUCGAGGAGAUCAUCAGCUUCCAGCAUCUGCACCGCCUCACCUGCCUUAAGCUGUGGUACAACCACAUCGCCUACAUCCCCAUCCAGAUUGGCAACCUCACCAACCUCGAGCGCCUCUACCUAAACCGGAACAAGAUUGAGAAAAUUCCCACCCAGCUCUUCUACUGCCGCAAGCUGCGCUACCUGGAUCUCAGCCACAACAAUCUGACCUUCCUCCCCGCCGACAUUGGCCUCCUGCAGAACCUUCAGAAUCUGGCUGUCACGGCUAAUCGGAUCGAGGUGCUCCCCCCGGAGCUCUUCCAGUGCCGGAAGCUGCGGGCCCUGCAUCUGGGCAACAACGUGUUGCAGUCCCUGCCCUCAAGGGUGGGCGAGCUGACCAACCUGGCGCAGAUCGAGCUACGGGGCAACCGGCUAGAGUGCCUGCCGGUGGAGCUGGGCGAGUGCCCGCUGCUCAAGCGCAGCGGCCUGGUGGUGGAGGAGGACCUGUUCAACACGCUGCCACCCGAAGUCAAGGAGCGGCUCUGGAGGGCUGACAAGGAGCAGGCCUGAGUGGCCGGAGGAGCAGUCAACAGUGGGACCCCCGCGAGUCCUCAGGCUGGGCGGGCCACCCUGUCCCUCCUAGGACUUCUGGACAGCCAGCCCAGACCUAGCCAGGCGGAGCCUGGGGCCGGUGUGAGCUGGGCCAGGGCGAGAGGACAGUAUCCGAGGGGCUGGCCCCUCUUCUCCCUGAGCCUCAUGCCCCGCCAGGGCAGGCGCCUGUCGGGGAGGCCAGAGACCAAGUCGGUCUCAGAGCGCAGUAUUGGACAACAGGGUCUCCUCCUUUGAGGCCACCUCUGCCUCAGAGUCUGGUAGACACCAGAGGUCCAGGGACACCAACCUAGCUCUUGGUAUUUAUUUUUCUCCACCUCCCAUCUUCUUCCUCUAGAUAACUUAGACAUUCCCGAGAAAGUUCAGCUCCACGGGAGGUGUUUAAGGAACGCUGGGUGGUGUUUCCCCUUUUCCUUUCUGGGUGAAGCCACCAGCAUCAGAUGCCCAUCCAGACUUGGGCAGAAUGGUCCAGGAUGAACAGCUGCAGGACAGUGCCCAGCGAUGCCGACUGAGCUCUGGCAGCAGGGCCUGUGGAGAGCGGGCCGCGGCAGAAGGCCAGGCCUGGGUUCUCCUCAUCCGUUUUUGUGGCGUUUCAGAUUCUUUUUUUUUUUUUUUUAAGUCAAAUGAAUGUUUUUGUUGUUGUUUAGUUUUAUUUUCUAAGCUUUGAAAAUUGAUGGUUUGGGUAUUAAAAAGAAAAAAAAAAAAAACCAACACUAAGGGCCAGUGAGUUGGAGUCUCAGGUAGAUGGCAGUUUCCCUUGAGCAAGGCAGCAAGACAUUGAGCUGCGUUUCCUUCCUCCCGGGUGUGGGGUGCAGGGUGUCUUCCGAGUCUGUUGUGACCUUGGCCAAGAGUUCUGUUUGUCCCUCUCCCCUCCUGUUUGUUUUCGGGGGUUUUUUUUUGGUGUCUUGUUUUCUUUCUCCUCCUUGGGUCUUGGCAGGCGCUCAUUUCUGUGGCUAUCAGCCAAAAGGAACAUUCUGGGGCUGCCAGGAAGGGAGGAGACUCGGCUUGGCCGGUCCUCGAAUGAACGGUGCUGCACCCCGUCCGCCGCCCACCCCUCCACGCACAGUACUAGGCGCCCAGGGAGCUACUUAGCCCCGAUCUGUCCCCCACUGUCAUGGUCUGCUCAGUGCCACCACUCACCUGUGCUGCUUACGUUGGCCCCAUCACCACCUGAUCCUUCAUGAAGAGCAGACGUAUCCAGGUGGGCGGGCACGGGUGUCACUGCUGGGAGGGCAACGCCCAGGUUCUGGCUGCACACCAGUUUCUGUCUGGUGCCUGGCUUGUCUGGUGGGGGGACACUCACUUUAGAGCAAUCACUUGGUCCCCCCUCUAGAAGGGUCCCCGCCUUAGAUCAAUCACGUGGACACUAAGGCACCUUUUAGCGUCUCGUCUUAAUGAUUAUGUCUGUCUGUGUUUUCUGCGUCGUGUCAUUGGAUGUAAUCCUCACAAAUAAUGCACACUAGCCUCUGACAACCAUGAAGCAGUCCGUUACCUGUGGGUCUGAUUGUAGACUCAGAUCAAAUAUCAAAUAAAUCUAUAACACAAAGUA